AUGCAAGCGGCUGAAAGUGUCCGAGUGCAAAGCCAGAUCGACCGGCGCACAUGUCGCCGCGUCAAGCCCAUGAAGGUCCUGGUGCUGGGCCUGUGCAGGACGGGAACAUUAUCCACUUGGCUGGCGCUGCAGGAACUCGGAUAUGACACAUACCAUAUGACAUCGAUUAUGCAAAACCCCCAGGAUGCGGUGAUGUGGAAGGAAGCCUUUCAAGGCAAAUACUACGGUGGAAAGAAGUUUACACGGGAGGAUUGGGACCAGCUCCUCGGCCACGUGGAGGCCAUCACGGACUUCCCUGGCGCCGUAUUUGUCGAGGAGCUGACGGAGGCGUAUCCGGGACGCCAAGGUCGUGCUGACGCUGCGCGACGUGGACGACUGGGAUGGGCUCGAUGCGGAAGACCAUCAUGA
Messenger RNA from Aspergillus terreus NIH2624, 408 nucleotides. RefSeq names its product sulfotransferase family protein. The record is from RefSeq and is a predicted model, not a curated record. Bases 1 to 408 code for a protein of 135 amino acids. The transcript has 2 exons. Lineage: Eukaryota; Fungi; Ascomycota; Eurotiomycetes; Eurotiales; Aspergillaceae.